AUGGUGGUGUUUCCAUUGGACGGGGGCAGACCAGUGAUGAGACCUACUGAGAAGUGGGGCCGGGGGCAGUGGGUCCGGGGGCAGUGGGUCCGGGGGCAGUGGAACCGGGGGCAGUGGGUCCGGGGGCAGUGGGUCCGGGGGCAGUGGGGCCGGAAGCAGUGGGACCGGGGGCAGUGGGUCAGGGGGCAGUGGGGCCGGGGGCAGUGGGUCCGGGGGCAGUGGGUCCGGGGGCAGUGGGGCCGGGGGCAGUGGUUCCGGGGGCAGUGGGUCCGGGGGCAGUGGGACCGGGAGCAGUGGGACCGGGGUCAGUGGGGCCGGGGGCAGUGGGUCCGGGGGCAGUGGGACACAGGCAGUGGGUCCGGGGGCAGUGGGUCACAGGCAGUGGGACCAGGGGCAGUGGGACCAGGGACAGUGGGACACAGGCAGUGGGACCGGGGGCAGUGGGGCCAGGGGCAGUGGGACCGGCAGCAGUGGGUCUGGGGGCAGUGGGACCGGGGGCAGUGGGUCCGGGGGCAGUGGGGCCAGGGGCAGUGGGACCGGGGGCAGUGGGGCCGGGGGCAGCAGUGGGUCCGGGGGCCGUGGGACCGGGAGCAGUGGGUCCGGGGGCAGUGGGACCGGGAGCAGUGGGUCCGGGGGCAGUGGGACACAGGCAGUGGGUCUGGGGUCAGUGGGUCCAGGGGCAGUGGGACCGGGGGCAGUGGGACUGGGGGCAGUGGGACCGGGGGCAGUGGGACUGGGGGCAGUGGGACCGGGGGCAGUGGGACCGGGGGCAGUGGGUCCGGGGGCAGUGGGUCCGGGGGCAGUGGGACCGGGGGCAGUGGGACACAGGCAGUGGGGCCGGGGGCAGUGGGUCCGGGGGCAGUGGGACACAGGCAGUGGGUCUGGGGGCAGUGGGGCCGGGGGCAGUGGGUCCGGGGGCAGUGGGACCGGGGGCAGUGGGACCGGGGGCAGUGGGACACAGGCAGUGGGGCCGGGGGCAGUGGGACCGGGGGCAGUGGGUCAGGGGGCAGUGGGGCCGGGGGCAGUGGGUCCGGGGGCAGUGGGUCCGGGGGCAGUGGGGCCGGGGGCAGUGGUUCCGGGGGCAGUGGGUCCGGGGGCAGUGGGACCGGGAGCAGUGGGACCGGGGUCAGUGGGGCCGGGGGCAGUGGGUCCGGGGGCAGUGGGACACAGGCAGUGGGUCCGGGGGCAGUGGGUCACAGGCAGUGGGACCAGGGGCAGUGGGACCAGGGACAGUGGGACACAGGCAGUGGGACCGGGGGCAGUGGGGCCAGGGGCAGUGGGACCGGGGGCAGUGGGGCCGGGGGCAGUGAGUCCGGGGGCAGUGGGUCCGGGGGCAGUGGGGCCAGGGGCAGUGGGUCCGGGGGCAGUGGGACACAGGCAGUGGGUCCGGGGGCCGUGGGACCGGGAGCAGUGGGUCCGGGGGCAGUGGGACCGGGAGCAGUGGGUCCGGGGGCAGUGGGACACAGGCAGUGGGUCUGGGGUCAGUGGGUCCAGGGGCAGUGGGACCGGGGGCAGUGGGACACAGGCAGUGGGACCGGGGGCAGUGGGACUGGGGGCAGUGGGACCGGGGGCAGUGGGACCGGGGGCAGUGGGUCCGGGGGCAGCAGUGGGUCUGGGGGCAGUGGGGCCGGGGGCAGUGGGUCCGGGGGCAGUGGGACCGGGGGCAGUGGGACCGGGGGCAGUGGAUCCGGGGGCAGUGGGGCCGGGGGCAGUGGGACCGGGGGCAGUGGGGCCGGGGGCAGUGGGGCCGGGGGCAGUGGGUCCGGGGGCAGUGGGACCGGGGGCAGUGGGUCCGGGGGCAGUGGGACACAGGCAGCGGGUCUGGGGUCAGUGGGUCCGGGGGCAGUGGGUUCGGGGGCAGUGGGUCCGGGGGCAGUGGGACCAGGGGCAGUGGGUCCGGGGGCAGUGGGACACAGGCAGUGGGUCUGGGGUCAGUGGGUCCGGGGCAGUGGGUUCGGGGGCAGUGGGUCCGGGGGCAGUGGGACCGGGGGCAGUGGGGCCAGUGGCAGUGGGGCCGGGGGCAGUGGGUCCGGGGGCAGUGGGACCGGGGGCAGUGGGUCCGGGGGCAGUGGGACACAGGCAGUGGGUCUGGGGUCAGUGGGUCCGGGGGCAGUGAGUUUGGGGGCAGUGGGACCGGGGGCAGUGGGUCCGGGGGCAGUGGGUCCGGGGGCAGUGGGACCGGGGGCAGUGGGUCCAGGGGCAGUGGGUCCGGGGGCAGUGGGCAUACAGACCCACAGGACGCUGGCGUAA
Hypanus sabinus (Atlantic stingray) is the source of this 2250-nucleotide messenger RNA. RefSeq names its product loricrin-like. Bases 1 to 2250 code for a protein of 749 amino acids. The record is from RefSeq and is a predicted model, not a curated record. The transcript is spliced from 3 exons. Lineage: Eukaryota; Metazoa; Chordata; Chondrichthyes; Myliobatiformes; Dasyatidae.